CGCCCUUCAGGGUCGAAGUCCCCGCCCACUUCUAGGAGUUUCCCAAAACCCAGCGCGGCGGUCGCCAGCCGCGCUAAGAUGGCGACUCCCAUGCAUCGUCUCAUAGCCCGGAGACAAGCUGAAGCAAAUAAGCAACAUGUAAGAUGUCAGAAAUGCUUGGAAUUUGGACAUUGGACUUAUGAAUGCACAGGAAAAAGAAAGUACCUACAUAGGCCUUCAAGAACAGCAGAACUAAAGAAAGCUUUAAAAGAAAAAGAAAACAGAUUAUUAUUACAACAAAGCAUUGGAGAAGCUAAUGUAGAAAGAAAGACCAAGAAGAAAAGGUCUAAGAGUGUAACCAGUUCCAGUAGCAGUAGCAGUGACAGUUCAGCCAGUGAUUCUUCAUCAGAGAGUGAAGAGACGUCUACCUCAUCUUCCUCAGAGGACAGUGACUCUGAUGAAAGCUCCUCCAGUUCAUCAUCUUCCGCUUCCUCCACAAGCUCCUCCUCAUCCUCUGAUUCAGACUCAGAUUCCAGCUCUUCCAGUAGUAGCAGCACCAGCACAGAUAGUAGUUCUGAUGAUGAACCACCAAAGAAGAAGAAAAAGAAAUAGAAUUGCUCCAUCCAUAUUGGACUAAUGGACUGAAAACAUUACUGUGAUUCUCAGAAGGGAAUUCAGAAUGUGUUAUGGCCAAAUAGGUUAACUGGCCAAUAUUUCUAGAGCUCAGAAGUUUCUAAAUGUUUUACAUUGUAAGAGCAUAAAAAGUAUUAAUAAUGGAUUAUAUACAUAUAUAUAUAUAUAAAGACUUUUUUUAUUUGAGGGAUGAAUCUUGUUUUUCUUUUUUAUCUUUAAAAUAUAUCUCUAAAAUUAAUCAAAGCUGAAAUCUAGUAAAUCUGUUUUUGUGAUGAAACCUAUCUUUCCUCCCCGUGAAAUAAAUGCCAUACUCUGUUCCAUGUUAGUGCUGUGUAUCAGACAUUUUUCAGAGUAAAGGAUCGUAAUAUCUGGCAGUGAAUUUCUAAUGCUUUUGGCUGUAUGUUAUUAUGUAAGAUUUAAUGCAUUAGAAGCUUAGGAGUUUUCCUACUGUUACUAAAUGUGCUCUAUUUUUGUGUUUAUGUUCAGAAAGUUGUUCUGACUUCUUGUCCUAAAUGGAAAGUUCAAGAAACCUAUUAAUACAUUUAUACCUUUUGGAUGGUACAAGUUUCAGGUUACUGUGUUUUAUCAUUCAUUUUCUUCUGGUUCUUAGAGUUACCCUUUUCUGAGGAAAAUUAUUCUAGAGGAACUUAAAAAAGAACAAAAAUUCUGAAACUACAUAGGAGUCUAGUCUUGGUGCCUUUGGAUAAAUUCAAUGUGUCAGAAAAGAAAGCAGUCAUUUAAAAAGCUAGCUUAUGUAAAAGGGAUAUAAAUACUUUUGUGUGUCAAUAUGCUAUAAAAGAUACCAUUCAAAGGGGUAGGAGGAAGAGAUGUAAUUUUUACAGAAAAUUAGAGUGAUGUUGGCUGCCUUUUACUAAAUUUUUUAAUGAAGUUUUCAUAAAGAUUGCCUUUUACCAUUUUGCAAUUGUGGUAUGACUAUUUAUAUGGUAACUCAUCAUAUAUGAGUCUGCUGCAUAAAUAUGAGUGACUUGGAUUAAUCUAGUGUGUUUAUAUAGCAUAUACACAGUUGAAAUCUAGCAUGAAAAUUUAAAAAGAAAUACUGCCAAGUAUUUCUUAAAAGUAAAAUACUCUAUCAUGAUGAAAUUAUUUGAUUUAACAUCACAUUAUUUUGUGGUGUGUUUUAAACUUUUUUGGAAAGAGGUAUCGUUUGUAGAAAAAUCUUGAUUUAGGUUAAAUAUAGGUUUUUAAAACUACAGAUGUUGUCUUUUUAUAUUUUUAUGAAAAAGCAGUAGAAAAUUACUUUUGAAGGAAAUGAACUUCUAUUUAAAUGUUUAAAUAUAUGUAUAUUGUCAGUUUAAAGAUCUAUAAUUACCUGUUUUACAGAAUCAUCUGCUUUCAGUGAUUAUAAAUACUCUCAAAAUAUCAUUUUUAAGGCUCUAUACAGAAUGUGUCAGUUGACGGGCAGAUUUGAUAAACUACUAAUGAAAUGCAGUUUACAAUGUUUGUAAUCUCUGUAAGGGCAAUUUUAGCAGUGAAAAAACUUGGAAGGGAAAUGUGUACAUAGGUUAUAUCACUUGCAAUCAAAUAAAACUCAGUUCGUGCUGAUGAGCUUAAGCUUC
Molecule: messenger RNA, 2189 nt
Organism: Bubalus bubalis (water buffalo)
Lineage: Eukaryota; Metazoa; Chordata; Mammalia; Artiodactyla; Bovidae
Gene: ZCCHC10
Product: zinc finger CCHC-type containing 10
Exons: 4
Coding region: 79-591 (170 amino acids)
Molecular function (GO): zinc ion binding; nucleic acid binding
Source: RefSeq, a predicted model, not a curated record